Messenger RNA from Xenopus tropicalis (tropical clawed frog), 1299 nucleotides. RefSeq names its product dCTP pyrophosphatase 1 (gene dctpp1). Gene Ontology annotation, cellular component: cytosol. Lineage: Eukaryota; Metazoa; Chordata; Amphibia; Anura; Pipidae. Gene Ontology annotation, molecular function: magnesium ion binding; nucleoside triphosphate diphosphatase activity; identical protein binding. Bases 153 to 524 code for a protein of 123 amino acids. The transcript has 4 exons. The record is from RefSeq and is a predicted model, not a curated record. Gene Ontology annotation, biological process: DNA protection; dCTP catabolic process; nucleoside triphosphate catabolic process.
GAUUAGAUGCUGUGUAUUUUGCGAUUUAGUAGGUGGGACGGGCUUUGCCUUCAUAUCAUAGGAUCUCAUCGCUUGAGGGGAUUCCAACAGAGAACAACCACGGCCCUGCCAGAGACUCCACUACAGAAUUCCGCUUCAGUAGCUCCCCGACCAUGGAAGACAUCCGCCGGCUCCAGGCCCAGUUUACAGCAGAGAGAGACUGGAACCAGUUCCACCAGCCGAGGAACCUCUUGCUCGCUUUGGUCGGAGAAGUAGGAGAGGUGGCCGAGCUUUUCCAAUGGAAGGGAGAAGUGGCCGAAGGUCUCCCCGGAUGGACCCCGUCCCAGCGGGAAGCCCUGUCUCAUGAACUCAGUGAUGUCCUGAUUUAUCUCCUGGAGCUGGCGGAGAAAUGCCAUGUGGAUCUGCCACAGGCGGCCCUUGCCAAAAUGGAACUGAAUGCCAAGAAAUACCCAGCGGGACGCGUGCAGGGCAGCGCCAAAAAAUAUACAGAGUACAGCACUGAGGAUGGCGAGCAGGGACAUUAACUGCCUGGGAAUAUGCUGGGCAUAUGACGAAGGUGGUUGGGGGUGAGGGAUACCCCUAAGGACUGUGGCACUAGAAGCUCCGCUGUACACUGGCACUUCCACAGCUAUAGUAGUGCAACGACUGUAGGGUGGCUCUUUUUAUUAUGGUGGGUGGGGAUAUAUAGGGAGGGGGAAAUCGCAAUGGCCGCCUCUUAAUCUGUUCUUACUUUAACCUCGUUUUAGAGUUGGACUUUUAUUAUUGACAAGUUUUUAUUUUUGUGACACCCAAUCGGAUCGCUCUCAUUGUGUUUAAAAUGUUUUUUUUUUUUUUUUUUUUUUAUACUUGCAAAUCUUGUUUCUAACCUUGGAUCCCCCAUAUGUUACUGAGCCACAACUCCUAGUGUUAAGCUAUUGAUGUGUACUGGGAGUUUUAGUCCAGUAACCUCUAUGGAGCCAAGGAUAAACAGACCAGCCCUGCCAGAUGGGAGGCAAAUGCUUGCUGUUGCCCGUGCCAGUAAGGAAUGGGUUAAAGUGGCCUGUCGACAGGGUGGAUUUUAUUGCCCUGUCCUGUUUUUGCUUCUGACUUGCCCAACUAAAGAUUUUCCCAUGGACGUCGGAAAUCCUGUUGGUUUAAAUGUAUGUAACGUUUUUGAUGCUUUGCAUCUUCACAUUUCACUUUUAUGUUUUGAGCAUCAAAUGCGUUGGAAAUCCAGCAGUUUUUGUUGAUCUCGGUGACGCGUGGGUGCAGCCGGUAACCUUGACUUCAGUGCUUUAUUAAAUGCAUCUGUUGGAAGCA